AUGUACAAUGGAUACGAGCUGUGGCUUACGGCUGUUCUAAUUGAAAAGCUAGUGAUAAACAUACGAAACAAUACAAUAAAAAACUUUAUGUACGAUGUGCUGGUGUCCAACAAAAGCCUUUUAGAGACAGCCAUAGAUUUUAUAGACAACUCCAGCGCGGAUGGGCCGCUGGUGCUGCCCAAAGCGAGCCUGCUGAGCAUUCUCUACAGAACCCAGAUUUUUAUAAUGGCGGUGAUUAUCGGGUCUUUCAGAAUAGUAACAAACUUAAUUGUGCUGAAGAUUCCAAUAGCGCUGUUUCUGAUCAUAUUUGACCACUUUGACAACAGACACUACAAGGUGGCCAGCUCUCGCGGGGUCUUUGAUGCUGUCUUCUUCACGUUUCUGUUUCUGGUGCUCAUAUACUGCGCAAAGUGCACUAUCCGAGAGGCUGUUGUGUUUCGAGAAACGCACUUUCAGAAGAGAGCGGCAGUGGAGUGUUGA
Messenger RNA from Nematocida minor, 480 nucleotides. RefSeq lists its product as uncharacterized. The transcript has a single exon. Bases 1 to 480 code for a protein of 159 amino acids. The record is from RefSeq and is a predicted model, not a curated record. Lineage: Eukaryota; Fungi; Microsporidia.